AUGCAGGAAAGUACUACCGUUGGGACUGACUCGAGUACGACCGAAAAUGCAAGUGGAUCCAGCACAACUGAGUCCUCAAGCACUACUGUCAGCCCAACAACGCGAGUGCCUGCACAGAGUACACAGAAUAGUGCGGGCAACAUAACCGCCUCAUCCACACAAACGACUCCAUCUCAACCUGUAACCACAAGGGCCGCACAAACUACAUCUGCCACUGGUGGAUCAAUACGGCCACUGAUUCACAAAACUAGUUGGAUUCUGUUCCCCGUCAUCGGAGCUUCAUUGUUCUGA
This is a messenger RNA of Fasciola hepatica (liver fluke), 291 nucleotides long. Lineage: Eukaryota; Metazoa; Platyhelminthes; Trematoda; Plagiorchiida; Fasciolidae. The record is from the annotation of a GenBank genome assembly.